AUCAAAUAGUUUUUCAUUGAUUUUGUGGUGUUUUAUGUCAUUUUUUGUGAAUUAAAUUGUUGCUAAUUUAAUUGUUUGUCUUAAAUUGAUGUUUUGAAAUUUGAAGUUUUUGUGUUACAAUGAACAUUUAUCGUGGUCGAAACCGCACGGAAGUUUAUCUUGCUUCAAUACUUUAUGAUUCUAUUGAAGAUCAAGAUAUAAAUUCAAUUAUUAAAUUAUUAACCGAAAAACAUGCUGAUCCAAAUUUAAUCCUACCAGAAAAAGGAAUUUCAUCAUUUCAUUUGACGAUUGGAAACGAAUCGGAAUCAUUUGCACUUCAAGUCACUGCAUUGAUAAUACAACACGGUGGCGAUCCGAACGUUAAAUCAGACGAAGGAUUGACGCCAGUUCAUAUUGCCGCUGCGUGGGGUCGUUUAAACAUUUUGGAUCUGUUGUUAAAGUGCGGAGGAGAUCCACAAGUUACCGAUAAUUGUUAUAAAUCGCCAAUUGAUUAUGCAAAAUCUGAAAAACAUCUUGAAGCUGUACGAAUUAUGCAGGAGCUUAUUGAUUAUCAACGGACAUUUUUAUUUAAUGAAACGAAAAAGCCGACAUUUAUAAUGAAAUUAGAUAAGGUUUUGCUUAAUAGCGGCCAAUUGAUCGGCGAAUACAAACCGGAAAUCGUCUCAAAUAACGCGAAAAAAGUUGAUAUGAAAAAAUUAAAAGAAAUUCCACUGCGGAACAAUUCCCACUACGUUCAAACUUGGUGUAACAGUCAGGAUCCAACAAAUUCUUAUCAAGAUAGUAAUUCGCAAGAUUUAGAUCCAUUAGAUUUUGGAUCAUCGUCGUCGCAGAAUUCGCAAAAAUCAACUGGUUCAUUUAAAUUUAAUAAACGAAAACCUCCAAUUGAUUCGACGUGUUCUUCUAUAGAUUGUGAUUAUAAAGAAUCAUCACGUGAAAGUGGAAUUUUAACGUUUCCGGAAUCUGAAGAAGAAAACACUCGAGGUUUAUAUGACGAUGAUUUUAAUAGAAAAUUAGAUAGGAAAUUAAUUAAUUCAAAUGCAAAUAAAGACAGUAGUAGCGAUUAUUGUACUUGUACAGAUGGUUCAAUGGAUUUAAAUAUAAAUCAAUUUGAAAGGAAUAUUUUCGACAUUGGAUCAAUUUGUACAGAAAAAAGUAGUAUAGAUGCAACUUUUGUUAGUAUUUCUGAAAUUUAUAAGUAUACGGAUGAUGAGGAGGGUGUUGUUUUGUAUGAAAAAAGGGUUUUAACACCAACAAUUAGUGCAAAUGGAAAUGAAAGUGUUAUUACAACUUUAUCUCAAAUUUCACUUCCAAAAACUUUUGAUUAUGACACUGAUGUAUUAAGAAAAGAGUUAAAAGCACAAGGAUUUGAUCCAGGUCCAAUUACAAAAACCACUAAAAGAGUCUAUUUGAAGAAAUUGUAUCAUAUUAAGCAACAUCCAGAGCAGGUUGUUGCAAAUAUAGAUGAUAAUAAAAAAGUUUAUUCAAGGGAGCUUCAAAAAACACUAACAGAUCCUUUAACGUCAAUAAACAUAACCCGAUAUUCUCAAUUAGAAGAUGAAAUGAGACACCAAUUUAUUUCACCGGAUCCAUCACGUCGCUGGCGCGAGGGAACGACGAAAUCUUCAUUCACCUACCUUCUUCUUGACCCAAGAAUAACACAAAACUUGCCGAAUCGUUACGAAAAACUCGAUAAAAGUGAAAUUUGGCGAACGUUUCUCGAUUCAAUAUUUUAUGUAGGAAAAGGAAAACGAUCCAGACCAUACUCUCAUUUGUAUUCCGCCGUAAGAACUUAUAAUAAAGAUGUUGAAACAGACUGUGAAAAAUUGAAAAGAAUAAGAAAUAUUUGGAGCGAUAAAUACGGGGUGAUUUGUUUACAUUUAUUUCAAAAUACGAUACCGGUCGAAGCAUACACGCGUGAAGCGGCGAUGAUACAUGCCUUAAAACUGGAAAAUGUAACGAAUAAGAAGUAUGGGGAUUAUUAUGGGGUUGCAGCUACGUGGAAUCAACAACAAAAGUGUGUUUUUGGAGUGUUUUUAUUAUAUAAAGCUUUACAAAUAUUUUUACAUGAAGGCGAAAGGCAGUUAUAUCCUAAUGAUAUUGAUUAGAAAAAGGUUUUAACGAAAUAAUGUACAAUUAUUAUUACAAAGUAUAUAAAGUUGCAAUAAUUUAUAUGUAAUUUAUACAAAGAAAGGUAGUUUUAUACUUUUAUAAAUUUUGUUAUAUCGAAAAUUUUAUUGACGAAAUAAAAAUUAAUGAAUCUAAAACA
This is a messenger RNA of Onthophagus taurus, 2266 nucleotides long. Its product is annotated as ankyrin repeat and LEM domain-containing protein 1. Gene Ontology annotation, molecular function: DNA endonuclease activity; protein binding. NCBI's taxonomy places the organism in Eukaryota, Metazoa, Arthropoda, Insecta, Coleoptera, Scarabaeidae. Gene Ontology annotation, biological process: resolution of meiotic recombination intermediates; double-strand break repair via homologous recombination. The record is from RefSeq and is a predicted model, not a curated record. Gene Ontology annotation, cellular component: nucleoplasm; cytoplasm.